CAUCAUUCGAUUCGAUCUCGCCAAGCUGAACAGGCCGCUUUUUAUCAGUAGAAUCCAUUCAGUUAAGUCAGUUUUCAGUGUGCCAGUGUAACUGUCAACCGUAAAUCGUGUUGUCUGUUUAUAUUUCAAUAUUUUGUUCGUGUUUGUUAUAAUUUACACUUUAUUUAUUAUAUAUUAAAUAAACAAUCAUUAAAUACUCAAUAGUUUCAUAUAAAAUAUCAAAGUAUGAGUGACAACAAGGAAGAUAAAAAGCAAAUACGUGUGUGGUGUGAUGGAUGCUAUGACAUGGUUCAUUUUGGCCAUGCAAAUUCUUUGAGACAAGCAAAAGCUCUUGGUGGUGUAUUAAUAGUAGGCGUACACACAGAUGAAGAAAUCUCAAAACAUAAAGGCCCUCCUGUCUUUACACAGGAGGAGAGAUACAAAAUGGUUCGUGCUAUAAAAUGGGUCGACCAAGUGGUGGAGGGAGCACCUUAUGUUACAACAUUAGAAACGUUAGAUAAAUAUCAAUGUGAUUUUUGUGUGCAUGGAGACGACAUCACAGUAACUGCAGAUGGAAUUGAUACAUAUCAUUUGGUCAAAGAAGCUGGGAGAUACAGAGAAGUAAAUAGAACUGCUGGUGUGUCUACCACAGAUUUGGUAGGAAGGAUGCUAUUACUUACAAGAGAACACUUCAAAGGUGACAAAGAAUACUCAGUAGCCCUGGAACACUCGUCAAAUCUCGGUACAGAUUCAACUGCAAGGUCACCUUACACUGGCUGUUCACAGUUCUUGCCCACCACUCAAAAGAUCAUCCAAUUCAGCAGCGGCCUCUCACCAAAACCUUCCGACAAAGUAGUGUACGUCGCGGGGGCGUUCGAUCUGUUCCACGUGGGACACUUGGACUUCCUCGAAGCGGCGCACGCGCACGGGGACUUCCUCAUCGUGGGCCUGCACACCGACCUCGAAGUGAAUCGAUACAAAGGCUCUAAUUAUCCCAUAAUGAACCUCCACGAACGUGUGCUCUCUGUUCUUGCUUGUAAGUACGUUCAUGAAGUGGUGAUCGGAGCGCCGUACAGCGUGACAGCGGAAUUAAUGGAUCACUUCAGAGUAGAAGUUGUGUGUCAUGGCCUAACGCCCAUUGCGCUGGACGCCGAUGGUUCUGAUCCUUACAAAGUGCCCAAACAACGUGGAUGCUUUAAGGUAUUAAAUUCGGGCAACAACAUGACAACUGAGGACAUAGUUCAACGAAUAAUCCGCCACAGAUUAGAAUUCGAAGAAAGGAACUCGCGCAAAGAACAAAAAGAAAUCGCCGUAAUGAAGUCAGUACAAAAAGAACAUAUUAAACAGAAUGGCAAUUGUGAAUACAAGGGAUAUUCUGGUUAAUAAACAUUAGAACAAAAACUAAAUUAUCUGUACCCAGUACAUUCGUUGAAAGUUCAUGAUACUCUGAAUAUUAUUUCUCAUUCGAUAAUGGCUUUCAAUUAAAAUAAUUUUAUUAUUAAUAAAUAAAUUAUAUUUAGUAAUAUAUUGUAUAAUAUUAGAUACAAUCGUAAUAUCAAAUUAAAAGUAAUCAAUCUUAAGCUAAACAAACUGUAUUCAUUCGCAUUUUAUAGAAAUAAAAUUCUUCCAUUCCGAAAAAUAAAUUAAUUGUUAUUAUGUCAAACAAAUAAUGUUGACGAAUAUAUUGAAUUUCAAUGAAUUUUAAAAUUUA
This is a messenger RNA of Nymphalis io (European peacock), 1690 nucleotides long. It is a transcript of the gene Pect, whose product is annotated as ethanolamine-phosphate cytidylyltransferase. Gene Ontology annotation, molecular function: ethanolamine-phosphate cytidylyltransferase activity. Lineage: Eukaryota; Metazoa; Arthropoda; Insecta; Lepidoptera; Nymphalidae. Gene Ontology annotation, cellular component: cytoplasm. The transcript is spliced from 8 exons. The record is from RefSeq and is a predicted model, not a curated record. Gene Ontology annotation, biological process: phosphatidylethanolamine biosynthetic process. The coding region runs from base 226 to 1362 and encodes 378 amino acids.